AUGGCAGAGGCAGGAGAAGUCGAUGCUGGAGCUCUUAUAAGAGUUGCUGAUGAUGAUCCUGGCAAAGGCAGAGUAAAAUGCUCAUCUGAGGCAACAAUGAUCAAUAAUCCUUCUAGGCUUGUCUUGAUCCUCGCCCUCGCCACUCUCUCCUUUUGCUUCGUCAUCAAGAACGCAGUUCCCUACAACGUGAAGGACUCCGCUGACUACGCCUACCUGGCCGGCCUCGCCUACUGUCCCAAGAAGUGCCUCGAGAACUGGUCCUGCAAAUCAGGAGCCAAAUUCACGGGAAUGGUGGAGCUGAGCCACAUCAACAACGACAUCACCCUCGCCUCCUGCUACGUCGGCUACAACAAAGCCACCAACCAAAUCGUCAUCUCCUUCAGGGGAUCCGCCAACAUCCAGAAUUGGAUCGAGGACUUCAAUGUAGAAAUGGUAUCAAUCUUGUCGACUGGCACAGUUGGGAGGAGCUUUGUCCGAAAUCGGCGGUCUCAGAUAAAGAAGAAGUUCAACGUGCCCGUAGACGUCCACAACUUCGGCUGUCCCAGGAUCGGCAACCCCGCCAUGGCCCAAUUCGUGCAGACAAGGCUGGACAGUCUCUACCGAGUGGUCCACCACAAGGACAUCGUGCCCCACCUGCCUCCCGAGUCCUACCUCUACCACCACUCCGCCUUCGAGGUCUUCUUCGACGAGCAAAUGCUCUCCUACGUGAUCUGCAGCGAGACCGGAGAGGACAAGAAGUGCUCCAACCAAUACGCGCCGGACUACUCGGAGCCGACCACGAUUUCUACUUCGUCGCUCUCAGCAGUCUGCAGUGCUGAUGAUCUUGAUGGUCAUAAUAAGAAUAUCAUCGAUAAUAUAAGCUAA
Nymphaea colorata (pocket water lily) is the source of this 864-nucleotide messenger RNA. RefSeq names its product lipase-like. The record is from RefSeq and is a predicted model, not a curated record. Lineage: Eukaryota; Viridiplantae; Streptophyta; Magnoliopsida; Nymphaeales; Nymphaeaceae. Gene Ontology annotation, biological process: lipid metabolic process. The transcript is spliced from 3 exons. Bases 1 to 864 code for a protein of 287 amino acids.